AUGGCUGGUCAAGGCGCCGGUCCCUCGAGGCGCAGUCACACCAAGAGCAGAACAGGAUGCAAGACAUGCAAGCGUAGACAUAUCAGAUGUGAUGAAACUUUCCCUCAAUGUCGUAACUGCACGAAGCACCAAGUCCGUUGUGACUAUAUGGACCAACAACGACCUGAAGCAGAGAUGCAAUCACCGCCAGAUCAGAUGCCGCUGCCCUCAUCUCCCGGGAUUGAGCAUAUGCUCGAUGUUUGGCAACAGACUGGCAACUUCCCUUACCCGGAGCUCCAAGUGUUCCCUCCACCUGGUCCACAAAACCAUUCGAGAAUUGAGCUGCGUCUGAUCCAGCAUCUCUCAUCCAUCUCACGGUCACUACUCAUGAACAGCACCAGCGACAUCACGGUAUGGACCUCCAUGGUUCCAAAGUAUCUCAGUGUAGCGACCUCGUAUUCAUACGUCAUGCACGCAUUCUUGGCAUUCUCUGCCAGCCAUCUGGCCUGGGUCUCUCCCUCUCCGGACACGCGUAAGAUUCAAAUUCAGCAUGGCGGUAUCGCUCUACGAGGACUCCACGAUGCCAUUAGUUCCUUUUCAAAGUCCAACGCAGACGCCAUCCUUGCGACUUCCAUCCUACUUAUGACCCAAGCGAACGAUUGGCGCACAUGGUCAUCUCUCGAGACUGGCAUCAGGACCGUUGCAAGUGCUAUGGCUGGAUGGAAACACGAGUCUGUGUUCGCAGAUCUGAUCAACUUGAGCCCUUAUAAGCCUUCGGAAGAUCCGCGACCACUCCCCAGUCCGCAGGAACGUCACGGCAUCCUCACGAGCGUAUUAGCCGCUCUCCAGCGCCUGCAGCCUGUCCUGGCUGUCAACAGCCCCGAAGCCUAUUGGAUCGAGCAGCUCCUGGGUUACAUAUCGUAUCUUCUGAACACUCAGCCUGCGCAGACGGCUGCUGAGCAGUUCGAUCAAUUAUACAGUCUGCGCAAAUGGGUUCUAUUUGUUCCUUGCCUGCUCCUGGAGAAGCCAAUGGUUGAUGGUCCCUCAACGCUUGUGGUGGCCCAUCUGUAUGCUACGGCACUUGCAUUGGAGCCUCUAUUUCCAUCCCUCGGCGCGUCUUUCUGCGCCGCAAUCAGUCUACCUCCUCUUGAGCGGAUCAUCCAGAUGACCGCCCCUAUGCAGACGGACGAUCAAUUCGGCCACCACGCACUGGAAAUCAGUUCCCUCAUGCACUUUCCCCAGCAAGCAGUAUCCACCUAUCGCGCACGCCUGUCAUGGACGCAGCAACAUCUUGAGCAGUUGAGGCUUCAACAUACCCCUCAACAAUCUCCUUAUACACCUGUCUUCAACCUCGAUGGUGUGAGCACUCCCUUUAUGAACUUUGGCAAUCUUAGCCCCGGUUUUGUUCCUUCUUCGAUCAAUCACGGCCGUGAAGAGCACCGCAUGUCCUCCGAUCCGUUGGUAGGCUCUCCGUAUCUUGGAGUGCCCACUCGUACACCCUCGUACGACGGUGGGUUUUCGGACGGCACAAGUCAAUGGGGCACCGCGCAUUCGCCAGCCUUCCCUCCAAACCAUUACGCAGGAAGUGAACAGGGACAAGGAUACAACUCAUACGAUUUUGAGCAAUUAGAAGCACCUCACGGAGGCUUUCGAGGCGGGUUCGUAGUUCCCCCGACCAUCUGGGCAUGA
Aureobasidium namibiae CBS 147.97 is the source of this 1668-nucleotide messenger RNA. RefSeq lists its product as uncharacterized. Bases 1 to 1668 code for a protein of 555 amino acids. Gene Ontology annotation, biological process: regulation of transcription by RNA polymerase II. The transcript is spliced from 3 exons. Lineage: Eukaryota; Fungi; Ascomycota; Dothideomycetes; Dothideales; Saccotheciaceae. Gene Ontology annotation, molecular function: zinc ion binding; DNA-binding transcription factor activity, RNA polymerase II-specific. The record is from RefSeq and is a predicted model, not a curated record.